Molecule: messenger RNA, 2166 nt
Organism: Sphaerodactylus townsendi
Lineage: Eukaryota; Metazoa; Chordata; Lepidosauria; Squamata; Sphaerodactylidae
Gene: MRAP
Product: melanocortin 2 receptor accessory protein
Exons: 3
Coding region: 86-499 (137 amino acids)
Biological process (GO): regulation of adenylate cyclase-activating G protein-coupled receptor signaling pathway; protein localization to plasma membrane
Cellular component (GO): endoplasmic reticulum; plasma membrane
Molecular function (GO): corticotropin hormone receptor binding; type 1 melanocortin receptor binding; type 3 melanocortin receptor binding
Source: RefSeq, a predicted model, not a curated record
CGGUGCUGAAUGGUGUCUGGUGUCUAGGCUGCCCUUGAGGAUCGUUAGAUGAAAGAAACAAUCUACAACUUUACACAAUCCAUUUAUGGCAACAACCAAGAACAGUUUAAUCAAAGUAUAUGUUAGGGUUAUAGUUCUAAACUGGCUGAGAUGCACUAUUGAAAUGGCUAACAGAACAAAUCCGCAAGAUUAUAUUUGGUCUUACGAAUAUUAUGUGGGCUAUCUAGACUUACCCUCAGUUGACGCAACAAAACUGAAGGCACACAGAUAUUCAAUUGUCAUAGCCUUUUGGAUUGGACUUGCUGCCUUUGUAGCAUUUCUCUUCUUUAUUUUGUUCUACAUCUCUCAGACCGGUUAUGCACCAAUGAAGAAUGGAAGACCACACAAACAGUUUCCAUGGAAUUAUUCAAAAAAUAAACAUCCUCAAGAUGUGGUUACUAACCGUGCUGAACCAAACCUUGCAGAAAACCAAGUGGAAGAAACAAAGGUUCAAGAUUAAGUCAUGAACGGAAAUAGAAUGGCACAGACUGGUGUCUUGGGAGAAAUUGGCAAAGAUAUGGGGGGCGGUGAGGAACGAUUUAGGAAUUCUCCAUCUAGAUGUAUUUUUCACCAUAUGGGAUACUAUAGGGGCUUAGGCAAACCCCUCCAUCAUUUUCCUUAGCCAAUUUUGAUCAACUUGUCAGUUGAACAGUCAAAUAUUCAUAGUCUUUUUUUAAUCACAGUAAAUGUUGCAAUCAAUCAUUAAUGUCAUUGUGUAGAUUGUGCCAGCUUUUUAUUUGUUAUACCCUUUUUAUUUUGUUAUAUUGCCGUUUGUUACCAAGGGCAAACAGUUACAUACCACCUAGUCCUGCAGCACUCAUAGUUAAGUUACUUGCCACCUUCUUUGACUGCAAGAAUUGGUCUACUACUGUUUGCUUAGCAUAAUGGUCCGUUUUAAAAAGACCUUUCUAGGUUGUAUUUUCAUAUUCCUGAGAGUUUUUUAAAAUUGUAGUUUCAGAAAAGGAGCCUAACAGAAUUUUUUCAACAAAGUAUACACAUUUAUAGAAACUGGUUGAUUUUAUUUACUUGUUUUAUUAAUCUUGUAUCCAUUUGCAGAAGGGUACUUUUGCUGAUCUCUCUUCCCACUGCAACACCCCCCUCCCCCAAAUUCCUAGCUUUACUGAAGAAUGUCCUAGUUUCAGUAGCCAAAUGAGCCAUCCAGCUGAGGUAAUUCAAGACUUUGUCCAUUAAUUACUAGUGAACAGAAGCUGAUACUAUUUUACACAUAAAUACGUAUAUUUCUUUGGUUUUGAUUGCUUUUUUUCCCAACAACACAGUCUUUGGAUGUAACAGGCUAACAUUCUGUCAUUAAAGCAACAUUAAAAUAGUAGUACAAUGUCACCUAUACAGGUCUAUUUCUGAAUGCUGUCAUAUCAAAGGGAAACUGGUUGAAGCAUUGUGUUUUGCCAUAUUUUAUUUAAAAAGCAUAUUAUAUAUACACACACCCACACAUACAAAAUCAAUAUAACAUUAUUAAUGUCAUUAAGUACUUUCUUCUGUCUGUACACUGCUCUCUGUUCCCACACUGAAGAAAUAAUAGACCCCUGUAAUAACAUCCUAUUGGCAUAAUCCUCUGGGAGCUUUCAGUCUAAACUCUACUGAAAUAAUCAGAACGUGUAAGAAAUCCCUGCCCCUUAAUUUGCAAAAUAGCAAGAAUGAGAACUUUAUGGUCAUAUAUUCUCAUACUAAACAACUCUUCAAGUAAAUGGAAAUAUUUUUACUAACAUAAAGGCAAUUUAAAUAUAAUUUUAAAGUUCUUGGGUGCUAUAUGCCAAUACUUUAUUAGUCCUUGCCCCUUUGAUUUUGGUUUUAGAACAGAUAUAGUCACAAUUAACCUUUCAAGCUUUAAGAGGGCUUUUGCUUAACAGUAGUAAUAUGUAAAACAGCCUUAACAUUUUAGUUUGAUACUGUAUGAAAAAUGUAUUAGAAAAUAUUUUCUCAAAAUUCAGCAUUAUUCAAUAUAUGGCAUGGUUCUAAAGUUGUUAAAAGCUAACACUUUGUACAGGUAUGUUAAAAAAUUCCAUAGAUUGUAUGUAGAUAGCUUAGAAACCAUUACAAGUGUUUUCAGAUGUUUAAGACUUCCAGGUAUUCUGAACAAUUAAAUACGAAUAAAAGUAUUUGCAAAGA